Molecule: messenger RNA, 1917 nt
Organism: Wasmannia auropunctata (little fire ant)
Lineage: Eukaryota; Metazoa; Arthropoda; Insecta; Hymenoptera; Formicidae
Product: putative sodium-dependent multivitamin transporter
Exons: 8
Coding region: 4-1800 (598 amino acids)
Biological process (GO): sodium ion transport; transmembrane transport
Cellular component (GO): membrane
Molecular function (GO): symporter activity
Source: RefSeq, a predicted model, not a curated record
AAAAUGACAGAAAUAAAUACCUUGAAAUGGAUCGACUACCUAGUUGUAGUGGUGAUGCUGUCCAUAAGUACAGGAAUUGGUAUUUAUUAUAGAUUUAGUGGAGGACGUCAAAAAACUGUGCAGGAGUACUUUGUUGCAAAUCAAUCAAUGAGUGUCGUACCCGUUGCUAUUGCCAUGGUAGCCUCCUUUACGUCUGCAAUUGGACUGCUCGCUAUAUCAGCCGAAAAUUAUAUGUACGGAACACAAUAUGUUGUAAUAAAUCUAUCAUUUCUUUUGAGCAUUCCGAUUGUUUGUUAUGGAUUCCUACCAGUAUUUUACAAUUUGCAGGCGAUGAGCAUAUACGAGUAUUUAGAAAAGCGUUUCGGAGUAAGAGCUAGGAUAAUGAUUAGCUUCGUUAAUUGGAUUCAACUGCUAUUGUACUCAGGAAUGAUGCUUUAUGCUCCUUCUUUAGCCUUGGAGGCAACUACAGGAAUCUCCAAGAUUGCUAGCAUCAUUAUUAUUGGUUUCAUAUGUGCCCUCUAUUCCAGUAUAGGCGGCAUUAAAGCUGUUUUAACAACGGACGUAUUUCAAAUCUUACUUAUAUUCACCGCUAUGUUCUUAGUUAUUAUCAUAGCAGCAAAUGAUGUCGGAGGAUUGGGGCAGAUAUGGGAAAUCGCGAGGCAAGGACAACGGCUCCAGUUUGAUAGCGUCGAUUUAGAUCCAACAGUAAAAUAUACUUGGUGGUCCAUUACACUGAAUGGUGUAUGUACAAAUUUAAUACUUUUCGGAGUAAACCAAGUACAAAUACAACGAAUGUUUACUGUUAAAAACAUGCAGUCUUCGCAAAGAGCCAUGUGGUUGUCUUGGCUCAUUACGGCACUUAUGAUGAUCACAAUUUACUUCUCAGGAUUGGCGAUGUACAGCAGAUACCACAAUUGUGAUCCACUUCUCAAGAAAAGAAUUACGUCACCUGAUAUGCUUAUGCCGUUGUAUGUUAUGGACACAAUGUCCAAUAUAUCUGGUUUACCAGGCCUCUUUGUGGCAGGUAUUUUUAGUGCAAGCCUUAGCACGAUUUCUUCGAUUUUAAAUUCUAUGGCGGCUAUAAUGCUGGAGGAUUUUCUAAAACCUAUAUAUAGAAAAUGCAUCGGGCAUGAAUUUCCCCCUAAAAAAUCGGCCUCCGUCGUUAAAGUGCUCGCUUUUAUGUCUGGCAUUUUUUCCAUUAUGCUGGCAUUUUUAGCGCAAUUUUUUGGCGGAUUGUUUCAGGCCUUUCACACUAUUUUUGGAAUAACUGGCGGUCCGUUGUUAGGCGUUUUCACGCUUGGCAUGGGGACGCAAUCGGCAACGGAAAGCGGUGUGAUUGUCGGUGGUCUUACGGCGUUUUCAUUUUUAGUCUGGAUCGCCUUCGGUCAACCUCGCCCUGUAUCGCCUAAACUGCCUACUACUAUCGAUGGCUGUGAUAAUAUUGUUACAAACAUAAUAACGUUUGAUUUACGGAACGUAACAAACUUUUCCAAAAGCACUGGCGACAGUUCGUAUUUUUAUUUAUAUCGCAUUUCGAACAUGUGGUAUUCUCCACUCGGAUUCUUAAUAACGUUCUUACUUGGACUGCUCGUCAGCAAUUUGUCUCAUUUAUUCAUUAAGAAUCAAAAUGAUCAGUUAGAUAUUAAUUUAUUUUUUCCUGUGGUAGCACGGCGUAUACAUUCUAAGCGACGUAACAAAACAGCGAUUGAAGAAAGUUUUUCGUUAGAUAGACGGUAUUCUCUUAGCAACGUAAUCCACGGGAUAGACGAUGCCGCCGUUAAAAUCCAUACGAAACUCUAACAGUUUAAUAAUUUUAGAUAGGUGUUAGGUAUUUUAUAUUUACAGUCGAAUGAAAUUUACAUUUGGGCCAAAAUCGCUGAAAGCGUGAAAUAAAGAUAUCCCUUAGUAUGCAAAUAU